Dibothriocephalus latus is the source of this 237-nucleotide messenger RNA. Lineage: Eukaryota; Metazoa; Platyhelminthes; Cestoda; Diphyllobothriidea; Diphyllobothriidae. The record is from the annotation of a GenBank genome assembly.
AAAUUCGAAGACGGUGUGGUCUACCUGCAAAUGCAAGGCUCCUGCUCCAGUUGUCCCAGCUCCAUCGUCACACUGAAACACGGUGUGCAGAACAUGCUGCAGUUCUACAUCCCCGAGGUCGUCAGCGUGCAGCAGAUUGAAACAGAAACCGAAAAAGCUGCCGCGCGAGAGUUUGAGAAGACGGAGGCGGCGUUAAAGCAGAAGCCCACCGACGGGAGCGGUCCGACCACUUCGUGA